GACUUUAAGUACAAAAUAUAAUAAUAAUUGAAUCGAUUGUAUGAUUGUUUGCCUUCAAAAAGUACUGCACUUUUGAGUACUUAAUCGAUGCGUACUUUCAUUGAAUUAAUUGACAAUCAAUUGAUUAUUGGUUUGAUUUGUUUGAUUGAUUUGUGUCGACAAUCACGACAUCACAACUGAUUUCUUAUUGAAUCUCAUUUGUCAUCUCAUCCGACCAUCGAUUGAUAAUAAUGGGUAAUAAGUCAUCGUUGAUGCUUCAAAGCGAAGAGAUUCUGGCCAUUCAAGCGGAGACCGGAUUCAGUCCAUCGCAGAUCGAAAGACUAUACAGUCGUUUCACUAGUUUAGACAAAGGAGACAACGGGACGCUAUCGCGUGAGGACUUCCUGCGCAUACCAGAGCUGGCCAUCAAUCCGUUGGGCGACCGUAUUGUUCAGGCCUUCUUUGCCCACAACGAUGGCUACGAAGAGAGAAUCAAUUUUAGACAAUUUAUGAGAGUUUUGUCUCGUUUUAGACCAAUUAAGAAGAAUCGCGAAAACAAAUUGAAUUCAAGAGAAGAGAAGCUGAGGUUUGCAUUCAAAAUGUAUGACUUAGACGACGACCAGAAGAUAUCGCGCGAAGAACUAUUAGCUGUUCUACAUAUGAUGGUUGGCUCUAACAUAUCAACAGAACAGUUGUCUAAUAUCGCCGACCGGACUAUAAUGGAGGCCGACAAAGACGGCGACCAAUGCAUCACUUUUGAGGAGUUCUGUACUACUUUGGAGCGAACAGAUGUCGAGGAAAAGAUGUCCAUUAGGUUUCUUCAUUAAUUUUGCCACUGUUUUGUUUGUCCAAUAAUUUGGCCAUAAAGUUGAUGACCAAUGAACUCAAUUACAAUUUUUUAGCUUAAUUUUUAGACAUAAUUCUCAAACUAUUUGUUAAAAUUUUUAAAUUUUACUCUAAAUUAAUAUAAUAGUUACCAAUAUUUUAGAUUUUAUGUUAUAGUUUUGGUUUAUUUGCAUUUGUAAUUCAAAACUAUCAUAUAUAUACACAUAUA
Molecule: messenger RNA, 1033 nt
Organism: Oppia nitens
Lineage: Eukaryota; Metazoa; Arthropoda; Arachnida; Sarcoptiformes; Oppiidae
Gene: elm
Product: calcineurin B homologous protein 1-like
Exons: 2
Coding region: 231-806 (191 amino acids)
Molecular function (GO): calcium ion binding
Source: RefSeq, a predicted model, not a curated record